AUGGGCUUCUUGGUUUCCAAACAUGUUCCGCAGGAUAUGAGUGAGGUACAACAAUUUAUUGACGAAUUGAUUGCACUGAAAAAAAUAGUAGUAAUAUCAAAGAGUUGGUGCAUAUAUUGUAAACGAACACGUAAAGCGCUUGCCUCGUAUCCUCUCGAAGGAGAUGCAAUGGAAUGGAUCGACAUCAACAAAAGGUCUGAUGGAAAAGAAAUUUUGGAUUAUAUGGAACAGAUAACUGGAUCAAGAAGAGUGCCGCGAAUUUUCAUCGGCGGUGAAUUUUUUGGAGGUUGCGCUGAAAUUUGUGCAGCAAAAAGGGACGGUAUCUUAGAACGCAAGCUUACUGCAAUUGGGGCCAUAUGA
This is a messenger RNA of Brugia malayi, 360 nucleotides long. RefSeq lists its product as uncharacterized. Lineage: Eukaryota; Metazoa; Nematoda; Chromadorea; Rhabditida; Onchocercidae. The record is from RefSeq and is a predicted model, not a curated record. The transcript has 4 exons. Bases 1 to 360 code for a protein of 119 amino acids.